Dermacentor andersoni is the source of this 730-nucleotide messenger RNA. It is a transcript of the gene Mlc-c, whose product is annotated as Myosin light chain cytoplasmic. NCBI's taxonomy places the organism in Eukaryota, Metazoa, Arthropoda, Arachnida, Ixodida, Ixodidae. The record is from RefSeq and is a predicted model, not a curated record. Gene Ontology annotation, cellular component: myosin II complex. Gene Ontology annotation, molecular function: calcium ion binding; myosin heavy chain binding.
GGCCGGAAAUGACAUCAUUACAUGCGGUAAGGGACCUGUGGGAACGCCAUUUUAGCUGGCUGACUGGCUGUUCAUCAUGGCCGGGUACACGGACGAUCAAAUUAGUGACUACCAGGAGGCCUUCUCCCUGUUUGACAACCGAGGGGAUGGCAAGAUCAACAUCUCCCAGCUCGGCGAUGUUCUUCGCGCCCUUGGCCAGAAUCCCACCGAAGCUGACGUGAAGAAGUGCUGCCACCAGCUCAGACCUGAUGAACGGAUCAGUUUCGAUGUGUUCCUUCCAAUCCUGCAAACGAUCAGCAAGAACCGUAGCACAGACACGGCCGAGGACUUCAUUGAAGGCCUGCGCCAUUUUGACAAAGAUGGCAAUGGCUACAUCAGCUCAGCCGAGCUGAGGCACCUAUUGACCACCUUGGGUGAAAAGCUGACUGACGACGAAGUGGAGCAGCUUCUUGCUGGCCAAGAGGACUCUCAAGGAAACGUCCACUACGAAGACUUCGUGAGAAUGGUGAUGAACGGCUGAACUCUGCGGUGCAGCAUCUCCAAAGCUGGCUCGUAGAGAGUCGGCGGUUUAUGAAAUGUGGGGCCAACUCUUCAUUCCACAAAGAAUGUGCUCUGUGCUGCCAGAGAGGAGACCAUAACUCAGUGCAAAUGUAUUGACUGCAUUGACGACUAUGUAUUUAUGCUUCAUGAAUGGUCUGGGAAAUAAAAAUUUCUGCAAAAAAAAAAAAAA